This is a messenger RNA of Phyllotreta striolata, 1156 nucleotides long. The record is from the annotation of a GenBank genome assembly. Lineage: Eukaryota; Metazoa; Arthropoda; Insecta; Coleoptera; Chrysomelidae.
CAGAAGACAUCUAAACAAAAUGGCGUCGAAAUCGAAAUCUCAACGAAACUUGAUAGACGUUUUAGCAUAAUUUCCCACUUAGUAAUCUCGUUUGCGACAAAACAAACAUGGACCAAACAAGCACCAACAGCGAUGAAGAAGGCAACCACUCAGCGAAAACCUCCAAACAAAGCAACGUCCUACCCCUUUGGGGCAACGAACGCACGAUGAACUUGAACCCCCUAAUUCUAACCAACAUCCAGAGCUCGCACUAUUUCAAAGUGAAUUUAUACGAAUUAAAAACCUACCACGAGGUAGUCGACGAAAUCUACUACAAAGUCAGCCACCUGGAGCCCUGGGAGAAGGGCUCGAGACGCACGUCAGGUCAAACCGGGAUGUGCGGAGGCGUCCGAGGCGUCGGCGCCGGCGGCAUCGUCUCCACCGCCUACUGUCUACUCUACAAACUGUUCACGCUCAAACUCACCCGCAAACAAUUGAACGGGCUCAUCGGCCACUGCGAUUCCCCCUACAUUCGAGCGUUGGGCUUCAUGUACAUCCGGUACACGUUCCCGCCCGGCAGCCUGCUCGAAUGGUUCGAGGACUAUUUGGAAGACGAAGAGGAGCUCGAUGUUAAAGCGGGAGGCGGUCAAAAUAUCACCAUCGGUUUGAUGUUGAGACAAUGGUUGGUGAAAUUGGAAUGGUUUUCGACGUUGUUUCCGAGAAUUCCGGUACCCAUACAACAGAAGAUCCAAAAACAUUUAGAAAACCGGUUUCCCCCUCACGCCGUCCAAGCGGCCACCGAGCGGGCCAGAGAGGAUCGAAACAACAGGAGAGAACGACCGGCGGCCCCGCCUGUGGCCCCCCUUCGGGACGACAUCCGUAGGGAUUUCCUGCGGGACGACGACAGGCGAAGGGAUCACCGAGGGGGCCACGACAGGAGGGACAGGAAGCACCGAGACAGGAGCCCGUUGAGGAGGAGCCCGGCGAGAAGGAGCCCGACGAGAUCGUACAAGCACGGAGAGAGGGGCGCGAGUAGGGAGAGGAGGAGUCGGUAUUGAUCGGCGGGGGGAACGUUCGAAGGUUUUUUUUUUUAUACGAUUGUAAUAAGUUUAGCGUAGUUUGUAAUUUAAUUGAUGCCUUUUUGUGAGUUUUGAUGGAAUAAAUUUUUAGUUACCUU